UUUUAUAAAAGUGAUUGAAAUAUCUGUAUCUGUUUCGAUGAUUCCAAAAAGCCAAGGGACUGAAUAGUGUGUACACCUUAAAGAGCACAACAAAGCCAUGUGUGCCUCCGAGAAAACAGUUGUGAUUGACGGUUUUACUGUCAUACAAACAAAGUUUCAAGAGUCUGGCAAAAUAGGGCACAGUCUCUAUGUUAAGGAGGCACAAAGUAGGGGGAGCAGCCGACCUAAAGAUAGGACCCUCUUUGUUGUAAAUGUACCUCCAUAUUGCACACAGGCUAGUUUAAGCAGUGUGUUUUCCACCUUUGGAGACGUGACAAAGGUUUACCUGUACGAUAGGCCCCACAGUGAGGACCCCCAACCAUCCCAGUCGACCUACUUCCCAGACAGACCCCAGCCAAAGGGCUUCAAAGUUGCAUACAUCAUCUUUAAGAAGGCAGCUUGCCUGGGAAAGGUUACAUCUCAUCCAUAUGACAGAGUGCUGAGGCUUUCUCCCGAGGAAAACCCAAUUCUCACCGGAAUAAAAAAAUGGCAGAUGGAAUAUCAGCAAAAUAUCUGCAAUCCAAAGGCACUGCAGGCGGAAAUUGACAAGUAUAUGACGCAUUAUGAUGAAGAACAGGAGAGAGAGAAGAGGCUGGCCCUGGAGCAGGAAGGAGUGCCGGAUGAAGACGGCUGGGUCACGGUGACGCGACACGGCAAAAACAAGGGGGCGCCUCGAACAGAAACCAUGGAGAAAAAGAUCACCAGCAAAAACAAGAAGAAACAGGCUGAAAAGGAACUGAAGAAUUUUUAUGCUUUCCAAAUGAGGGAAUCCAAAAGAGAUAAAAUUGCUGAAUUGCGUAAGAAGUUUGAAGAGGAUAAACAAAGAAUUUCCUUAAUGAAAGCGUCCAGGAAAUUUAGACCUUAUUAAAACUGAUUUUCUUGAUUUUGUUGUAUGUAAUUUCUCUUGAAAUAAAUAAAAUUAGAAAUAAAUUAA
This is a messenger RNA of Magallana angulata, 973 nucleotides long. Its product is annotated as ribosomal RNA-processing protein 7 homolog A-like. The transcript is spliced from 7 exons. Gene Ontology annotation, molecular function: nucleic acid binding. Gene Ontology annotation, cellular component: UTP-C complex; CURI complex. NCBI's taxonomy places the organism in Eukaryota, Metazoa, Mollusca, Bivalvia, Ostreida, Ostreidae. The coding region runs from base 98 to 907 and encodes 269 amino acids. Gene Ontology annotation, biological process: ribosomal small subunit assembly; rRNA processing. The record is from RefSeq and is a predicted model, not a curated record.